AUGCCGCCAACAGCUCAUCAUUUUACUCCGGUUUAUUCUUUGCAUGAACCCCAACAGUCUUUUCGUAGCAAGCAAUACGCUCCUCCGAGGAAAAGGAAAAGACACCAGGAUUUCAACGACGACGAUGAAAGCGACGACGACGAUUUGCACGUCAAUUCCGUCCAGCCUUCGGUUUCAUCUCACGAUAUUAAUGACCCCUACCGUGUUGCCGGAUGGUCUGAAGACACACCGCUGCCUGGAUCCUCAUUCCCCCAUGCCCCUGCUGCCAAACAGAGAACUCGCCAGCCAUUAUCCAACAACCUCCAAAAGGACCUCGCAGCUCUCAAGCCUCCCCUGUACGUCCCACCUCCCGGCGAACAAGAUAGUACACAAUCACUGCGCCGUCAUCACCUAGGCGUACUUACCACCGUCUUGCACACGAGCCUCUUGAAGCAUGACUUUGUGCGUGCAGGCAGAGCAUGGGGCAUGAUCUUACGUACAAAUAUCCAUGGUAGACCAUUGGAUGUGCGCACACAUGGUCGAUGGGGUAUUGGCGCUGAGAUUCUGAUGCGAAGAUCCUCGCCCGAAUCCAAUUCUCAGGAGUCGCUUGACAACUCGGCAAUGAUCAGUGACCAAGGCUUCGACGCCGCAAAAGAUUAUUAUGAACGCUUAAUCCUGCAAUUUCCCUUUCAAAAGACAAAUCCGAAUGCCAUAUCAUCGCUAACUUUCUAUCCUGCAAUGUUUGGACUUUGCAUCUACGAGAUUCAGCAAAAAUGCAACCAGGCUCUCAAGAACGUUCGUAAAUCUUCACCAGACAUGGAUCAUUCUGAUUCUGAGCUGGCAUCAAACCAAGACCAGGAGUCAGAGGACGUCUCUGCCGUCAAACGCUCCGAACUAAACUCUGCAGCGAAUCUUGCAGCUCGUAUGGAUGAGCUGAUGUUAUCUCCUCCCUUUGAUACCUACCCUCCACUCUUACAGCUCCGAGGGUCAGUGGCUCUCUGGCUCGCAGAUCUCUACACUGCUGCUACAGCCGAAUCUGAAGACGACAGCGAUGAGAACAAGGAACGUGCUGCUAUGGAGCGCUCCAAGGCCAAGAGAUGUGUAAACAGGAUGAGAGCCGCUGGUGUAGCGGUGCCCGAAUUGAUCCUGAGUGUGUUGGACUGA
This is a messenger RNA of Aureobasidium namibiae CBS 147.97, 1143 nucleotides long. RefSeq lists its product as uncharacterized. NCBI's taxonomy places the organism in Eukaryota, Fungi, Ascomycota, Dothideomycetes, Dothideales, Saccotheciaceae. Gene Ontology annotation, biological process: transcription initiation at RNA polymerase I promoter; nucleolar large rRNA transcription by RNA polymerase I. Bases 1 to 1143 code for a protein of 380 amino acids. Gene Ontology annotation, molecular function: RNA polymerase I core promoter sequence-specific DNA binding; TBP-class protein binding; RNA polymerase I general transcription initiation factor activity. The record is from RefSeq and is a predicted model, not a curated record. The transcript has a single exon. Gene Ontology annotation, cellular component: RNA polymerase I core factor complex.